Messenger RNA from Saccharomyces paradoxus, 945 nucleotides. It is a transcript of the gene PHO4, whose product is annotated as phosphate-sensing transcription factor PHO4. NCBI's taxonomy places the organism in Eukaryota, Fungi, Ascomycota, Saccharomycetes, Saccharomycetales, Saccharomycetaceae. The coding region runs from base 1 to 945 and encodes 314 amino acids. The transcript has a single exon. Gene Ontology annotation, biological process: positive regulation of transcription by RNA polymerase II. Gene Ontology annotation, molecular function: DNA-binding transcription factor activity; protein dimerization activity. The record is from RefSeq and is a predicted model, not a curated record. Gene Ontology annotation, cellular component: RNA polymerase II transcription regulator complex.
AUGGGCCGUACAACUUCUGAGGGAAUACACGGUUUCGUGGACGACCUAGAGCCCAAGAGCAGCAUCCUUGAUAAAGUCGGGGACUUUAUCACCGUAAACACGAAACGGCAUGAUGAGCGCGAGGACUUGAAUGGACAAAACGACGAACUAAACAAUCAAGAGAAUCGGAACGGCAGCGAGAAUGGGAACGAGAAUGAGAAUGAACAAGAUAGUCUCGCAUUGGACGAUCUUGACCGUGCUUUUGAGCUGGUGGAAGGUAUAGACAUGGACUGGAUGAUGCCGUCACAUGCACACCACUCCCCGGCUACUACUGCUACAAUCAAGCCGCGGCUAUUAUACUCGCCACUAAUUCACACUCAAAAUGCAGUGCCUGUAACUAUUUCGCCUAACUUGGUUGCAACUACUACUUCUACAACAUCCACUUCUUCAACAUCCGCUAACAAAGUCACCAAAAACAAGAUGAAUAGUAGUCCGUAUUUGAACAAGCGCAGAGGAAAGGCCGGGCCGGAUUCGGCCACCUCACUAUUUGAAUUGCCCGACAGCGUUAUCCCAACUCCGAAACCGAAACCAAAGCAAUAUCCGAAAGUUAUUCUGCCGUCGAACAACACCAGGCGUGUAUCACCGGCUACGACCAAGACCAACAGUAGUGAAGGCGUUGUCGUAGCGAGUGAGUCGCCUGUAAUCGCGCCUCACGGGUUGAGCAAUUCGCGGUCGCUGACUAAACGACGGUCAUCGGGCGCCCUCGUGGAUGAUGACAAGCGCGAGUCGCACAAGCAUGCGGAGCAAGCACGGCGUAACCGGCUGGCGGUCGCGUUGCACGAACUGUCGUCUCUAAUCCCCGCGGAAUGGAAACAGCAAAACGUGUCUGCCGCACCGUCCAAAGCGACAACAGUGGAGGCCGCCUGCCGGUACAUCCGUCACUUACAGCAGAAUGGGAGCACGUGA